Molecule: messenger RNA, 2339 nt
Organism: Haplochromis burtoni (Burton's mouthbrooder)
Lineage: Eukaryota; Metazoa; Chordata; Actinopteri; Cichliformes; Cichlidae
Gene: cabp2b
Product: calcium binding protein 2b
Exons: 6
Coding region: 1487-1975 (162 amino acids)
Molecular function (GO): calcium ion binding
Source: RefSeq, a predicted model, not a curated record
GGACAGAGUGAGAUGGAGGCAGAUGAUCCACUGUGGUGAUGCCUAAAGGGAGAAGCCAAAAGAAGAACAUCAUAUAGAAGCACCUUUUGCAUUUAUUGCAUGUGUUGAAUGCCACAUGUUUGACAUACAUUGUGUUAUCCGAUGACGGAGGUCAUUUAAGUAUAGUGAACUCUGCCACAUUCAAGAAAUGACGAGUGGGUAUUACAUCAACAAGGCAAUUUGCCCCAGAGCACUGAACUCACUGGAUAUUUUCUCUUUGUUGGAUCAUUCUCUGUAAACUCUAGAAAUGGUUGUGUGGGAAAAUCCAAAAAUCCCAAUACGUCAGCACCAACAACCAUACCACAUUCCAAGUCACUAACAUCACCUUUCUUCCUCAUUCCAAUGCUCAGUUUGAAUUUCAUCAGGUCGCCUCGACCAUCUCUGCAUGCCUAAACCUAUUGAGUUGAUGCCAUGUGAUUGGCUGAUUAAAUAUUGUGUUAAUGAGAAGCUGAAACGGUGUGCCUAAUAAAGAGGCCAGUGAGCAUACACUGUCCAGUUUGUUCCAGCCUGACGUUGAUAUUAGGUAACAGCUAUAGCGUUCCUACUGGCAACAAGAGGUCAACCUGAUGUGACAAACAUCAUCAUAUUUACAUUCAUUUUACAUAAUGUGCUCUUUAAUACCACAUAGUGCACACAUGCAGUGAUAUGUAAUCCACAAAAAGUCCAAGCCUUAAGACAUCUAAAGUAAUAAAACCCUCUGGUGUUCUUCACCUCUGAUAUUCAUCUUUAGCCAAGAAUUUGUUUUAUAUCUUGUUUUUAAUAUUUAUGGUUUCAAAUAGUGCAUGCUCUAUUUCCAGGCCAAGUUAAAAUAUUUAGAUUCUUGUUUAUCCACAUGAGAAAGGUAUGUCUGUUUCCGUUUCUUCCUUUGAAUGUCUUUAAUGUAUUCUCUUCCCUUUUUUUCUCUCUCCAUCACCCUGUCCUCUUUAAUCUGAAAGGGCAUGGAUUAAUCCCGCUCCGUUCGUGUCCUCUUAAUUCUCCCUUUAAAACUCUUCACACUGUAGAUGAAGUCAUUUGAAUGCUCGUGCAACAUGUUGACAUGAGGCAGAGAGAGAGAAAGGGGGGAGGGAAGACCGAGUGACAGAGAGGAAUGAGGGGGGAUUAAAAGCACCGCGUGAAGAGCCGAGAGUGAUGCUGUUUCUGUGGAGUGACACAUAAGCGAGCUGUGUUCAGUGCGCUCCACUUCUGCUCAGUCAUCCAGUUUGUUUUUGUUUUGGGAAGAUCAUUUGGUAACGUGUUCAGUUUGGUUUGGGUCAGUGGAGAUGACCAUGAAUGGAUGAGGGCUGUUCCUCUUUUUCCAUCUCUGUUUUGUCCAAUAUGACGACUAUUAACCAGAGUGGGCGACUCAGAGGGAUUUUUUAGCUUGUGAGCUUGAACUUGACUUUAGAAGUCCACAGAAGAAGAGCGCAGGGAAAUAGGAACAUAGAAAAGUGACAGGGGAGGUCUGGUAAUGGGGAACAAACCAUCUCUGAACGAUAAAAUGAAGAAGGACAGAGAGCUGCGGCCAGAGGAGAUCGAAGAGCUCCGUGAGGCAUUUGUGGAAUUUGAUAAGAAUAAAGAUGGCUACAUCAGUCACAAAGACCUGGGCGAGUGUAUGAGGACUAUGGGAUACAUGCCCACAGAGAUGGAGCUCAUUGAACUGAGCCAGCAGAUCUGUGGCGGUAAAGUGGACUUUGAGGACUUUGUAGAGCUGAUGGGACCCAAGAUGCUGGCAGAGACAGCUGACAUGAUCGGAGUCAAAGAAUUGCGAGACGCAUUCAAAGAGUUUGACUCUAAUGGUGAUGGCCAGAUCAGUUUAACGGAGCUGCGUGAGGCCAUGAAGAAGCUGAUGGGAGAACAAGUGACUAACAGAGAGAUCAACGAGAUCCUCAAAGACGCUGACCUGAACGGAGAUGGCCUGGUGGACUUUGAAGAGUUUGUGCGAAUGAUGUCCCGCUGACCAGUCCACGUGUCAGACAGACAUUACGCAACUGCCUGGCUAAGCAUCACACUACUCUGUAGUGGACAUCUUUCAUUUGCUCUUAAGAGCAUGCAUCUCAAAUUAUAUUUUUGUAUUAAAAAGUAAUGAAACAAAAAAAAACUGUUGUAGCUAACAAAGACUGCACAUGUACGAAUUUAAAGGUAUGUACAGUAGAUAAAUAUGUCAAACAUAUCAGCAGCUUCACAUUUACCAUUUUCAGUUUUUUAGAUGUAUUUUUAUAUGAGUGUUUGUUCUUCGAGUGUAAAAGCUUGUUUGUAAAAUCAUAGACCUGUUUUUAAUUAAUAAAACACAUAUAAAAUGGACAAAUUGUUCAAUUAUUAUG